Molecule: messenger RNA, 1812 nt
Organism: Nematolebias whitei (Rio pearlfish)
Lineage: Eukaryota; Metazoa; Chordata; Actinopteri; Cyprinodontiformes; Rivulidae
Product: sodium/hydrogen exchanger 9B2
Exons: 15
Coding region: 1-1812 (603 amino acids)
Biological process (GO): proton transmembrane transport
Cellular component (GO): membrane
Molecular function (GO): antiporter activity
Source: RefSeq, a predicted model, not a curated record
AUGGACAAACAACAACAAGGAGCUCAGUGUCCAUUGCUGGACGUGGGCUACUGGGGCCUCAUCCUGGAGCCAGACCUGGUGGAGAAGCUCGUCUGCGAGCACUUGGUGAACUGGUCUCUACCUAUGGGGCCCAGACAGGCUCAGGCCAAAGGAGCAACAUGGAUGAUGGAUGAAGAGUCUACAAGGCGUUACGUCCAUCCUGUGGACAUCAGUCCUCAGCAGAACCAAUCUGAGGGAACCAGAGGGAGUAAAGUUCAGGAUGUCCAGGAGGACAGAGAGAUCACCGUGCUGCCACGGAGGAGGACGGACGAGCUGGACGACACUGACGAGAUGAAGAUCUCUGACUCGUCUUCCUCCUGCUGGUCGUCCUGUGUCCAUCUGAAGGACAGAUGUCCUCGACCGCGGGGACUCCUCAACCUGCUCAUCACUAAAGGGUGUUUGUUGGCGCUGCUGUUCAGCGUCGUCUGGUCCGUCACAGGAAGGGCAUGUUUACCUGGAGGGAACCUCUUCGGCAUCGUCAUCCUCUUCAUCUGCUCGGUGCUGGGGGGGAAGCUGGUGGGACUGGUCCAGCUGCCGACCCUGCCCCCCUUCCCUCCGCUGCUCGGCAUGCUCCUGGCGGGCCUGCUGCUCCGUAACGUUCCAUACGUGACCAACGCCGUCUUCAUCGACACUCACUGGUCAGCAGCUCUGAGGAACAUCGCCCUGUCAGUCAUCCUGACCCGAGCCGGGCUGGGCCUCGACCCGUCGGCGCUGCGCCGGCUGAAGGCCGUGUGUUUGCGUGUCGCCGUCGGGCCCUGCAUGGUGGAGGCCUGCGUCAUCGCCGUGGUUUCUCACUUCCUGUUGUCUCUGCCGUGGGUCUGGGGCUUCAUCCUGGGUUUUGUUCUGGCUGCCGUGUCUCCAGCUGUGGUGGUUCCUUCAAUGCUGCUCCUGCAGAGGGAGGGGUACGGAGUGGAGAAGGGCAUUCCGACGCUGCUCAUGGCUGCAGGAAGUUUUGAUGAUAUUUUAGCUAUAACAGGUUUCUCUACCUGCCUAGGAAUUGCCUUUUCAACAGGUUCUACAUGGAUGAACAUCCUCAAAGGUCUGAUGGAGGUGGUGGGAGGAAUCAUGGCAGGACUGAUCCUGGGUCUGUUCCUGGGCCUUUUCCCAAGCAAUGACCAGGAGGACCUGGUGUUGAGGAGGACUCUCAUGUUGUUGGGUCUGUCCAUAUUUUCAGUCUUCUUCAGUCAUGUCAUUGGUUUUGCUGGAGCUGGUGGUCUCUGUACAUUGGUGUUAUCUUUCCUGGCUGCUCUGACUUGGAAGGGUGACAAGGCUGCGGUGGCAGCUAUGGUGGGUCGGUCUUGGGAUGUGUUCCAGCCCCUCCUGUUUGGACUGAUUGGAGCUGAAAUCACCAUAGCGUCCCUCAGUCCCAGCACUGUGGGUCUGGGCAUGGCCUGCAUCAUCAUCGGUCUGGUGAUCCGGCUCAUCGUCACAUUCCUGCUGGUUCAUUUUGGAGGAUUCAACCUGAAGGAGAAAGUCUUCAUCGCUGUGGCCUGGCUGCCUAAAGCCACCGUGCAGGCUGCCAUCGGGUCCAAAGCGCUGGACAUGGCGAGGGAGGAGGGGGACGAGGCCUUCAUCAGGUUUGGUCUGGACGUGCUAACGUUAGCCGUGCUCGCCAUCCUGACCACAGCUCCCAUUGGCGCUCUGGGUAUCGGACUGUCUGGACCACGCCUCCUGACCCGGCAGGUCAAAGUAGAGGAGACCGAAGAAGCUCUGCCUCCGAACCUGAACGGACCCAUUCAAGACAAAGAUGUGACCUUUGAGAGCAAAUUGUGA